AAGUGCUGCUGGAGCAAAGUGUUCUGGGCUUGCAGUUCAGAUCGUGUCAUGAGAGGCUUCCUGUUCUGGUUGCUGCUUUGGGGCUCCAGGGCUGGCUCACUUUUCCGUGUGCAUGGCAGCAUGAGGGAGAGGUUGUAGGGGUUUAGCUGCUGGCUGCUGCUUGCUGCUGCUCCCUGCUGUGCUUUGUCUGCAGAUAGGCUCAGGGAGUUCUGCUUUAUGAUCUCUCUUCUGCAUUAAACUCUUCGUGUCAGUUCUUUAUCUCAUCACAGAGUUACUCUGCUGGGGGCAAACAAGCAGAUGAACCUGUUCCAGUGCACUGACCUGCUACAGGAGGACUCUGUCCAGAGGCUCUUGCCAGGCCACUGUGAAGAGCUGUGAAGCCAUGGAGUGUAGGCAGGGGUGGGCAGGGCUGUCCUGCAGAGCGGGGUCCCUCCAGCCUCGGGGCUGUAUGCUGGGGCAGGGACUCUGCUGCCUGCCAGGCUCAGCUCUCAGCCUGCCUGGGGAGCUCCUUGUUCCUUGUGGGGAGAAGGGGAAGGAGCAGGGCACAGCAUGAUUCAGCUGUGCAGAGUGUGGGUCAGGGCUACUCACAGCUCCAGUUCACCCUCAGCACACUCUCGGAGGCUGCAUUUCAAGAUGAAGAUCGAGGCAGAAGCUACCUUAAAGCCACUCCAAGCCCAGAGGCAGGCAAUGUCCAACAGCAGCUCCAUCACUGAGUUCCUCCUCCUGCCAUUCGCAGGCACACAGCAGCUGCAGCUGCUGCACUUCUGCCUCUUCCUGGUCAUCUACCUGGCUGCCCUCCUGGGCAACAGCCUCAUCAUCACCACCAUUGCCUGGCACCACCACCUGCACACCCCCAUGUACUUCUUCCUCAUGAAUCUCGCCCUUCUUGACCUGGGUGCCAUCUCCACCACCGUGCCCAAAUCCAUGUCCAGUUCCCUGAGGGACACCAGGGUCAUCUCCUAUGCAGGAUGUGCUUCCCAGGUCUUUUUCUUUCUCUUCUUGCUCGCUGCAGAGUAUUUUCUCCUCACCAUCAUGGCCUACGACCGCUACGUUGCCAUCUGCAGACCCCUGCACUAUGGCACCCUCCUGGGCAGCAGAGCUUGUGCCCACAUGGCAGCAGCUGCCUGGGCCUGUGGCUUUCUCUAUGCUCUGCUGCACACAGCCAAUACAUUUUCCCUGCCCCUCUGCCAGGGCAAUGCUGUGCACCAGUUCUUCUGUGAGAUCCCCCAGAUCCUCAAGCUCUCCUGCUCCACAGCCUACCUCAGGGAAGUUUGGGCUAUCCUGGUCAGUGCCUGUUUCAUAUUUGGCUGUUUUGUGUUCAUUGUGGUGUCCUAUGUGCAGAUCUUCAGGGCAGUGCUGAGGAUGCCCUCUCAGCAGGGACGACACAAAGCCUUUGCCACCUGCCUCCCUCACCUGGCUGUGGUGUCCUUGUUUGUCAUCACUGUCAUCUUUGCCUACCUGAAGCCCCCAUCCAUCUCCUCCACAUCUCUGAAUCUGGUGGUGUCAGUUCUGUACUCAGUGGUGCCCCCAGCAGUGAACCCUCUCAUCUACAGCCUGAGGAACCAGGAGCUGAAGGCUGCCCUGAGCAAACUGCUCACUGGAUGCUUUCAGAAGCAAUAA
Messenger RNA from Pogoniulus pusillus (Red-fronted tinkerbird), 1620 nucleotides. RefSeq names its product olfactory receptor 14A16-like. The transcript has 2 exons. Gene Ontology annotation, molecular function: G protein-coupled receptor activity; odorant binding; olfactory receptor activity. Gene Ontology annotation, biological process: G protein-coupled receptor signaling pathway. NCBI's taxonomy places the organism in Eukaryota, Metazoa, Chordata, Aves, Piciformes, Lybiidae. The record is from RefSeq and is a predicted model, not a curated record. The coding region runs from base 550 to 1620 and encodes 356 amino acids. Gene Ontology annotation, cellular component: membrane.